AUGACUACGCUAAGAUCAGGACAUAUCAUUAAGCUAAUGCCUGUUGACAUCGAAACCUAUAAAACAAUAAGAGACAAUCUAAUUAAAAAUAACAUCAACCACUACACUUACAAACUUAAGAGUGAAAAGACGUACAGAGUAGUGAUAAGAGGCUUACAUGCGUCAGAAAAUAUUGACAUGAUUAAAGAAGAGCUGCAAGCCAAAGGGCAUGCCGUACGUCAAAUAGUCAACGUAUUGCAUAGAACAACAAAAGAAAAACUACCCCUCUACUUUGUAGAUUUAGAGCCACAAGCCAACAAUAAGGAUAUUUUCAGUAUAAAAUACAUCAACCAUGUCAAAGUUACAAUCGAAGCACCUUACAAGAAAAAAGAAGUAUUGCAAUGUAAGAGAUGUCAAAGAUUUGGGCACUGUAAAAAUCAAUGCUUUAGACCUUUUCGAUGUGUCAAAUGCGGAAAUGAUCACCCAACAAGCGCAUGUACCAAAACUCCUGAGUCAGAAGCAGUGUGCGCUAAUUGUCAAGGCAAACACCCGGCGAGCUACAAAGGUUGCAUUAAAUAUAAGCAGUAA
Molecule: messenger RNA, 567 nt
Organism: Parnassius apollo (apollo)
Lineage: Eukaryota; Metazoa; Arthropoda; Insecta; Lepidoptera; Papilionidae
Source: the annotation of a GenBank genome assembly